GCUGCUGGGGGAAAGUGGCCGGAAGCGCCUUAGGCUCGCGCGUGGUGGGUAGGUAGCAGCGGCCUCGUUGGUGCGAGCGGGAGGCGGGUCUCAGGUGAGGUGAUACAGCUUCCUGUUCCCUCGCCCCGGGGGCGCUGGGCCUGGACGGGAAGUGGAGCAGAGCGGCCUCCCUCCAGUCAAUCUCCCAAUCUGCUACUAUGGAUUCUCUCUUUAAACCGGGUGUCCUCAGCGUAAUUGCAGGAGUCGCAUGUGGAGUAUGCGUGGGCUGGGGCAUGCGCGGGCGAUUCUUUAGACCAUCCAAAGCCAAAAUGCCUCUGUUUGCAAAUGAGCUGGGGAACGAAGCCAGUAUCAUGGGAGAGUCUGGAGAAUACAAGAUGGUGCUGAUAGUCCGUAAUGACUUAAAGAUGGGAAAGGGUAAAGUAGCAGCACAGUGUUCUCAUGCUGCAGUUUCUGCCUACAAGCAAGUUCAACGAAGAAAUCCUGAGCUGCUUAAACAGUGGGAGUAUUGUGGACAGCCAAAAGUGGUUCUCAAAGCCCCUAAUGAAGAGUCCCUAGUUCAACUCCUUGUUGAUGCUAAACAGCUGGGACUAACUGUGAGUAUAAUCCAAGAUGCAGGUCGUACUCAGAUAGCACCAGGCUCCCGGACUGUACUAGGUAUCGGACCAGGACCAGCUGAUGUAGUGGAUAAAGUUUCUGGCCAUCUCAAACUCUUCUAAGAUGGAGAACAAGCCUGAGUUUUAUUGGAGCAAUUGUAUACUUCAGCACCAAAGUAGUAAUGGGGAUAAAAUCCAAGCUAUGUUUUCAUUUCUAUGGUUCUGCUUGAGUAAAAAUAAAAAGCAUGUCUAUCUUUUGACCUUU
Messenger RNA from Terrapene triunguis (Three-toed box turtle), 858 nucleotides. It is a transcript of the gene PTRH2, whose product is annotated as peptidyl-tRNA hydrolase 2. The transcript is spliced from 2 exons. The record is from RefSeq and is a predicted model, not a curated record. Gene Ontology annotation, cellular component: mitochondrion; cytosol. Lineage: Eukaryota; Metazoa; Chordata; Testudines; Emydidae. Bases 198 to 716 code for a protein of 172 amino acids. Gene Ontology annotation, biological process: negative regulation of anoikis; positive regulation of anoikis. Gene Ontology annotation, molecular function: peptidyl-tRNA hydrolase activity.